CCAGGCAAGAAUCAGGAUCUCAACUGGGUUGAUUUCUUUCUUCUGCCAAAAUUAGCGUGUAUAUAAUUGAUAAAGUUUGAUUUGGGAUUCAUUAGGCAAUGGCGAAGAACGUAACGACGGUGUGCCCGGCACCGAUGAAAGCUACAUCUAAUGGGUCAUUUCAAGGAGAAGAUCCUCUUGACUACGCGCUUCCUUUACUAAUCUUGCAGAUCUGUUUGGUCGUCGUUUUUACCAGAGUGAUUGGUCUCAUCCUUAAGCCUCUUAGACAACCAAGAGUCAUCGCUGAGAUUAUUGGAGGAAUACUACUUGGGCCGUCCGCCUUUGGGCGGAGCGAGAAAUUCCUGCACAAAGUAUUCCCGGCCAGGGGCAUGACUGUGUUGGAUACUCUCGCCAACAUUGGGCUUCUUUACUUCUUGUUCCUGGUUGGUCUAGAGCUCGACUUGCGAGCUAUUCGUCGCACCGGGAAGAAGGCUUUAGCUAUUGCCUUGGUGGGCAUAAGCUUCCCGUUCAUUCUUGGAGUUGGGACGUCCGUCGUACUCCGAGCCACCAUAUCCAAAGGAGCGAAGCAUGGUCCUUUCCUUGUCUUCAUGGGUGUAUCUCUCUCCAUCACCGCUUUUCCGGUACUGGCUCGUAUACUUGCAGAGCUAAAGCUCCUGACAACCGACCUUGGGCGCAUGGCCAUGUCCGCAGCGGCUGUAAAUGACGUCGCUGCCUGGAUUCUCCUCGCACUCGCUAUCGCUCUCUCUGGCAGCGACACAUCCCCAGUCAUCUCUUUAUGGGUCCUACUGAGCGGUGCUGCAUUCGUUACAUUUGCGAUUUUGGUCCUGCGACCAGCACUUGCACUUAUGGCUCGGCGGUCCCCUGAAGGAGAGCCUGUGAAGGAGCUCUACAUCUGCGCGACACUGUCACUGGUGUUGGCAGCAGGUUUUGUCACGGAUACCAUCGGCAUUCACGCGCUGUUCGGGGCCUUCGUGGUUGGGGUUAUCGUACCCAAGGACGGGCCAUUUGCCGGCGUACUGAUAGAGAAGAUUGAGGACCUUGUGUCGGGGCUCUUCCUUCCGCUCUACUUCGUGUCUAGCGGGCUGAAGACGAAUGUUGCAACCAUUAGAGGAGGACAGUCAUGGGGCUUGCUAUGUCUUGUCAUAUUUAAUGCUUGUUUUGGGAAGAUCGUAGGUACGGUAGUGAUUUCUAUCAUCUGUAAGGUCCCCAAAAGAGAGGCUGUCGCACUAGGAUUCCUCAUGAACACAAAAGGUUUGGUGGAGCUUAUCGUCCUCAACAUUGGCAAAGACCGAAAGGUGUUGAACGACCAGACCUUCGCCAUCCUGGUGCUCAUGGCUCUCUUCACCACCUUCGUCACAACCCCCAUUGUUAUGGCCGUGUACAAACCAGCUAGGAAGGCCGCGCCAUACAAGCAUCGGACCAUCAAACGCCAUGACCGAGAUACGGAGCUGCGCAUACUGGCCUGCUUCAACAGCACCCGAAACAUCCCAACCAUGAUCAACGUCAUCGAGUCCUCCCGUGGAACCCGAAGUCGUGGUGUCUGUGUCUAUGCAAUGCACCUCAUGGAGUUUUCAGAGCGAUCCUCUGCCAUUUCCAUGGUUCACAAGGCGCGGAAAAAUGGACUUCCCUUCUGGAACAAGAAGCAUGGCGACAGGGAUCAAAUGGUCAUCGCCUUUGAAGCUUAUCAGCAGCUCAGCAACGUCACCAUCCGCCCCAUGACCGCCAUCUCCGCCCUCCAAACCAUCCAUGAGGACAUCUGCGCCAGCGCUCAACGAAAGCGCGCUUCCAUAAUCCUCCUCCCCUUCCACAAACACCAGCGGCUCGAUGGUACAAUGGAAUCCUUAGGCCACUCAUUCCACCUCAUUAAUCAACAAGUUUUACGCCACUCGCCUUGCUCUGUCGGGAUACUCGUUGAUCGUGGCCUCGGUGGGACGACCCAAGUCUCAGCAAGCGAGGUCUCCUACUCGAUCGUGGUGCCCUUCUUCGGUGGCCGUGACGAUCGCGAGGCACUCGCUUAUGCGUUCCGCAUGGCUGAACACCCCGGAAUUGUUCUAACGGUGGUGAAGUUUGAGGCCCAGCCAGGAACGUCAUUGACGGGUGAUAGUAAUUCUGGUAACCGAGGUUCAACCAGUAUUACUGUUGGAACCGAAGAAGAGGAUGAGAAGAAAGCAGACAUGGAGUACUUGGAGGAGCUGAGAGAAAACGUGCCAGAAUCGACCACAUUUGAGGAGAGGGUGGUAGGUGGUAAGGAGGAUAUAAGAGCAGUGUUGAAGACAAUGAACAAAUGCAAUCUGUUUUUAGUGGGGAGAAAGCCACCAAUUGUUCAACUCAUGGAUAGAACAGACUGUCCGGAAUUAGGUCCGGUUGGGGCAUUCUUGGCGUCAUCAGAGUUCUCGACGACAUCAUCAGUUAUAGUGAUUCAUCAGUAUAAUCCAGCUGUAACUGUAACUCUUCACCCAAUAGUGAAAGAAGUGAAAGAAACAAAGGGGGUAGUGCCAGACACCCCAGAAGACGUAUGAGUAACCACGUUAUUGUUGUAUGUUUUUUUUUUUUUUACCUUUAACGUGAGAACUGAGAAGGCUAGGGGAGGGGAAGGAGGAGUGAAUGAAUCAUAAGUCUGAACUCAUCAAUUGAGUGAAAGCACCAGCGAUUGAGGGGGCGGGCGUGACUUCUAUCUGCAUUGUCUGUGGUUUGGUGGUUGGUGUAGGACAAAUAAACGGCCCAUGCCACUUAAUACGAGUUUGGAUCGCCUUCACAUGUUGUCAUGCACAACUUUCUGUACAACCAAUCAUAGGACACCAAAUCAACAUUAAAUCAUGUCUACAUAUCAUAUGUGCCAGCAAUAAAUCAUGUCUUUCUCUCAUGAGAUUCUCAUGAC
Molecule: messenger RNA, 2878 nt
Organism: Nelumbo nucifera (sacred lotus)
Lineage: Eukaryota; Viridiplantae; Streptophyta; Magnoliopsida; Proteales; Nelumbonaceae
Product: cation/H(+) antiporter 19
Biological process (GO): regulation of pH; proton transmembrane transport
Cellular component (GO): endomembrane system; membrane
Molecular function (GO): antiporter activity
Source: RefSeq, a predicted model, not a curated record